AUGGGAAUAGAAUUAAAAAAUGACACCUACUAUACUCUUCAUUUUGCAGAUAACCAAGUGGCAGUGGCCCAAGAUAGAAUACUCAAUACCCAAGAUACAACCCAAGAUAAACUUUUUAAAGAAUACGCAGAGUGGGGAUUAACUGUUAACUGCAGUAAAGCUACAUAUAUGUGUAUCGGUGGAGAAGGAACAGAUUCGGAAGUGGACGACAGUUGCAUAGUACAAUAUUGUUCAGAUUAUACCUACCUCGUAACAAAGAUUAGCCAAAGUGGACGAACUGAAGAUGAAAUAUUGGAGCGAAUAAUUAAAGGGAAAAGAGUUAUAGGAUGCCUAAACUCACUAUUAUGGUCAACAAACAUCUCUAUAGAAAGAAAACACCUUUUAUACAAUGCAAUAUUUAAAAGUGUUGUAUUGUAUGGAUGUGAAACGUGGCAAAUAAAUAAAACUUUAGAGCGUAAACUACUGGCUCUUGAAAUGGAUUUUUGGCAAAGAUCUGCCGGAAAGUCAAGAAUAGACCGAAUAACCAACGAGAGAAUUAGAGAGAUUAUGGGCGUAAAGAAAACUAUCCUCGAUGAAAUCGAACAACGCCAACUAAUAUGGUAUGGACAUGUAGAGAGAAUGACUGAGGAACGUCUAUCAAAACAAAUCCUAAAAUGGACACCAGCGGAAAGAAGAAAGAAAGGAAGACCUAAAGUUACCUGGAUUGAGGGCAUUAACCGAGCCAUGUCCGAAAGAAAUUUACUUCCAGGAGAUUGGGAAGAUCGAAGGCAAUGGAGACUGGGAACCGGAAGGCGUAAAACGCUAUAA
Molecule: messenger RNA, 807 nt
Organism: Sitophilus oryzae (rice weevil)
Lineage: Eukaryota; Metazoa; Arthropoda; Insecta; Coleoptera; Curculionidae
Exons: 1
Coding region: 1-807 (268 amino acids)
Source: RefSeq, a predicted model, not a curated record